AAUAAAAAGCGCGCUCUUGGCUUCCACGCUACAUCAAAGUUCAUUUAAGCUUGACAACUAAGUACACUGUAGCCCUAGCCCCUAGGCAAGAAUAGCAAGCAGGAUGGCAGCUGAGCCCGAUAGUGCCGAUGUGCUGCCCGUUUUCGACCUAACCGGCGUAGUUGGCAAGAAGCCUGAGGACUACACGGAUGCGGAUGACGAACUAUGCGCGGCCAUUGCCCAAUGUCUCCACGCGACGGGCUGCCUCGUUGUUCGCGACCCGCGUGUCCCUGCUGAACAAAACGACGUCUUUCUGGACCUGCUGGAGCGCUACUUUGGCCAACCAGUCGAUCGCAAGAUGGCGGACUGCCGACCCAACCUGGACUACCAGGUCGGCGUCACUCCAUGCGGCACGGAGGUUCCCCGCUGCCUAGUGGACACCCAGAUGCAGGACCAGCUGAGGAAGCUCAGCGGAGCCAACCGCGCCACCGUGCCCAGCGGGCCGGACCUCAAGUGGCGCUACUUCUGGCGGGUGGGCGAGCGACCCGCGACCACCCAGUUCCCCGAGCUCAAUUCGGAACCCGUCGUCCCGGCGGGUUUCCCCGAGUGGCAGCCGGUG
Astrephomene gubernaculifera is the source of this 598-nucleotide messenger RNA. Lineage: Eukaryota; Viridiplantae; Chlorophyta; Chlorophyceae; Chlamydomonadales; Astrephomenaceae. The record is from the annotation of a GenBank genome assembly.